UUAACGAUAUCAUCGAUAAUAGACACAGUCAAUUGGUGCUUCCGUGUUUUAUUCGUUGUUGUUCUUUGUUCGGUUGAAUUAUUAUUUUGUUCAAACAAAUCAAUUCCAUUUUUUUAUCAUUUAGUUUUAAGCAAUGAAAUAAAUGUGCUCGGCUACUUUGAACGUCCGAUGAAAUACAUCAAAAUGAAUCGGUCGUUUUUGUAUGGUAUAAUUGUUGCAUCAACAACUUGGUGUUUCAGCUUGUAUAUGUAUUGGUUGCUAACAAAAAAUGUUGAUUCAGAUGUUUUGUCAAAUAAAAUCUCCUGGUCGCCCAAUCAAGAUGCACAACAAUAUGCAGUAUUAAAACAUAACAAUGCACCAAAUCAAUUGGUCGACGAUGAAAAACAGCAGCAAAUCCAAGAGAAAAAAGACAAUCUUUACAAAAAGUACAAAAAGGAAAAGAAAUUUCGAAAAAUCAGUCAACAAUUGAGAGAUGAACUGAAACCAAUUGAAGUAAACGGAGAUUCCGUUUCAGAUGAAUUUGGCAUGGUGAAAAAUGCCGAAGAACAAUAUAUGCGCGAUAUUGGAUACAAACGUCAUGCAUUCAACAUUUUAGUCAGCUCGAAAAUUGGCUUAACACGAAAAAUUCCGGAUACACGAAAUAAGCUAUGCGCUCAUGAAAAUUAUCCAAUCAAAGAUCUUCCAACGGUAUCGAUUGUGAUUUGUUUCUACAAUGAACACAUUGUAACGUUAUUGCGAUCCAUAAAGUCUGUAUUGGAUCGUACGCCAUCCCAUUUACUGAUGGAAAUCAUUUUAGUCGACGAUUUUAGCGAUUUGGAAGAUCUAAAAGCCAAACUAGAAAGUGAAAUUGAAGUGUUGAACGCUGACAAAAUUCGUAUCAUCCGAAAUGAAAAACGAGAGGGGCUCAUUCGUUCGAGAGUGAUGGGCGCUCGUAAGGCAAAAGGAGAAGUUUUACUUUUCCUGGACAGUCACAUUGAAGCUAAUAUCGGUUAUGUUGAACCAUUGCUAAAUCGUAUCAAAGACGACCGUAAAGUGAUCGCAAUUCCAGUGAUUGAUAUCAUCAAUCCCGAUACAUUCGCUUAUACACCUAGUCCAUUGGUGCGUGGAGGGUUCAAUUGGGGGUUGCAUUUUAAGUGGGACAACUUACCAGAUGGCACUUUAGUUAAAGAUGCCGAUUUUCUUGGACCAUUUAAGACUCCCACAAUGGCUGGAGGUCUUUUUGCAAUUAAUCGAUCUUAUUUCACUGAAAUUGGCGAAUAUGAUUUGGGUAUGGACGUCUGGGGAGCAGAAAAUCUGGAGAUUUCAUUCAGAACAUGGCAGUGCGGAGGAUCUCUCGAGAUAAUUCCUUGUUCACGCAUAGGUCAUGUGUUUAGAAAGCGUAGACCGUAUAGCGGAACCGAUGGCACCGACACAAUGGUACGCAACUCACUUCGUAUGGCACAUGUCUGGAUGGAUGAUUUCAUUGAUUAUUUCUUGCAACAACAAAACUCCGCUCGAAAAGUCGAUUAUGGUGAUGUUAGUGACCGAAUUGCACUGCGAAAGCGAUUGAACUGUAAACCAUUCAGUUGGUAUUUACAAAAUGUCUAUCCACAACUUCCAAUUCCUGGCGAUACAAAGAAAAUAAAUUCAUUGGAAAAAGCAGUUUAUCAACCAUGGCACUCCAGAAAGCGAAACUACACCGACAACUACAUGAUCCGAUUGACCAACAGCAGUCUCUGUAUAUCGGCAAAUGGAGAGAAAGAAAAUGGUUUUUGGAAACGAAAUACCAACGUCAUACUUUCACCGUGUCUACGUGUUAAAAGUCAAGUUUGGUACGAAACCGAUAAACAUGAAUUGGUGCUGGGACAACUUCUGUGUCUAGAAGCAGCGAGUGCAUCAAGCUCAUCACCGCCAGUCAUAAACAAAUGCAACGAAAUGGGAAGUGAGCAAUCGUGGAAGCAUGGUAACUCGAAUCAAACACCAAUUUAUAAUUUGGCCGCCGGAACAUGUUUGUAUGUCAAACAACCGAUAUCGGGUGCUGUGGUUCAAUUGGGAUUAUGUGACGCAGGAGAGAAUCAUAGUUGGGAUUUAGUUAAAAAGAUGUUGUGAUUGCAAUAAUUGCAGGCCAGGGCUGAUACAUGCAGCUAUUUAAAAUAAAAUUGAAUACAAAGAAUCUCAUAUAAAAACAAUAUUCAGAUUUAAUGAAACAAUCGCAUUUCAAGCAUAUUUGAAUCAAAAUUGAUUUGAGCUUGUCCUAUAUAUUUUUUUAAUAAAUGUGUUUAAAUUCAAA
Messenger RNA from Contarinia nasturtii (swede midge), 2269 nucleotides. RefSeq names its product polypeptide N-acetylgalactosaminyltransferase 35A (gene Pgant35A). Gene Ontology annotation, molecular function: Notch binding. NCBI's taxonomy places the organism in Eukaryota, Metazoa, Arthropoda, Insecta, Diptera, Cecidomyiidae. The coding region runs from base 169 to 2088 and encodes 639 amino acids. Gene Ontology annotation, biological process: regulation of Notch signaling pathway. Gene Ontology annotation, cellular component: Golgi apparatus. The record is from RefSeq and is a predicted model, not a curated record. The transcript has 8 exons.